Mesitornis unicolor (brown roatelo) is the source of this 1020-nucleotide messenger RNA. It is a transcript of the gene HERPUD1, whose product is annotated as homocysteine-inducible, endoplasmic reticulum stress-inducible, ubiquitin-like domain member 1. The record is from RefSeq and is a predicted model, not a curated record. The annotation marks the transcript as partial. Lineage: Eukaryota; Metazoa; Chordata; Aves; Mesitornithiformes; Mesitornithidae. Gene Ontology annotation, molecular function: transmembrane transporter binding. Gene Ontology annotation, biological process: negative regulation of endoplasmic reticulum stress-induced intrinsic apoptotic signaling pathway; ubiquitin-dependent protein catabolic process; endoplasmic reticulum calcium ion homeostasis. Gene Ontology annotation, cellular component: endoplasmic reticulum membrane. The transcript has 7 exons.
CCUGAAGAGGACCAAAAACUGAUUUAUUCUGGGAAGCUGCUGCUUGAUCAUCAUUAUCUGAGAGACUUGCUGCCAAAGCAUGGGGAGUUGCAUGCUCUUCAUUUGGUGUACAACUUCAAGACUCCAGCAAAUGUGCAAGAAACCAGUGCAGAGGUUAAAGCUGAUCAGCCAAAGUUACCGUCGGAAGCCAGUCAAGAACCAUCUGUAUCUUCCUCAGAUAGUGCAAGACCAAGAUGCUCUUCUGCUGGCCAGUCUUCAGCAGAAGCCAGUAAUGGGCUGGAAACGACUCGUCACCCCUUCCAAUGUGUGGCUCCUGGCUUCUCUGCUUACACAACCUACAGCAUGCUUCAGAUGUCCUGGUUUCAGCAGAUUUAUGCAAGACAAUAUUACAUGCAAUACUUGGCAUCUACUGCUGCAUCUGCUGACCCAUCCCAUGCACAACGUUCUCAGGAGAUACCAGUGGCACCAGUGACACCCCCAGCUCCUCUCCCAGACCCAUUUCCUGCCCAAAACCAGCCUGGCAACCUGAAUGCUGCUGCCCAGGUUAACGCAGCGGCCAACCAGAACCUGGGGAUGAAUGCCCAGGGGGGUCCCCUCAUGGAGAGAGAGGAGGAGGGUGGCAAUCGAGACUGGUUGGACUGGCUCUACUCAGCAACACUGUUUUAUGUUUUUGUCAACAUUAUCUAUUUCUACUCCAGCAUCAGCAGAUUCCUCCUGGUGAUGGGUGGCACUGUGCUGAUGUACCUGCACCAUGUUGGAUGGCUUCCAUUUAGACGAAGACCAGUCCAGCCCUUCCCAGGCAAUGUUCCUCCUCAAGCUGCUGUAAACCAGGACCAGAACAAUAACUUGCAGGAGGGAAAUGCAGGCAGAGCUGAUGAACCUGAGGCAUCUCCUGAUGAGGGACAAGCUUUACAAGAACUGCAGCAGGCCACUCCCUCAUUUAUGAGCACAGCAUGGGUUUUCUUCAAGACUUUCUUUGCAUCCCUCCUUCCAGAAGGGCCUGGAGUGACCCGCAACUGA